ACGUCGUGCCAAUGGCCCGCUACGAGGAGGUGAGCGUGUCCGGCUUCGAGGAGUUCCACCGGGCCGUGGAAGAGCACAAUGGCAAGACCAUUUUCGCCUACUUUACGGGUUCUAAGGACGCCGGAGGGAAAAGCUGGUGCCCCGACUGCGUGCAGGCUGAACCAGUCGUACGAGAGGGGCUGAAGCACAUCAGUGAAGGAUGUGUGUUCAUCUACUGCCAAGUAGGAGAAAAGCCUUAUUGGAAAGAUCCAAAUAAUGACUUCAGAAAAAACUUGAAAGUAACAGCAGUGCCUACACUACUUAAGUAUGGAACACCUCAAAAACUGGUAGAAUCUGAGUGUCUUCAGGCCAACCUGGUGGAAAUGUUGUUCUCUGAAGAUUAAGAUUUUAUGAUGGCAAUCAUGUCUUGAUUUCCUGAUUUGUUCUAGUAUCAAUAAACUGUAUAUUGCUUUGAAUACAUGUUAGCAAUAAAUG
Molecule: messenger RNA, 474 nt
Organism: Macaca mulatta (Rhesus monkey)
Lineage: Eukaryota; Metazoa; Chordata; Mammalia; Primates; Cercopithecidae
Gene: TXNDC17
Product: thioredoxin domain containing 17
Cellular component (GO): cytosol
Molecular function (GO): protein-disulfide reductase [NAD(P)H] activity
Source: RefSeq, marked provisional